UCAGGCAAAACUUUGAAGACCAGCGCCAAAUGAAGAAGUGUCAGAUUUACUUCAGAAGAAAUUCCUUUCUGUGGAUUGGAAGUGGAUAUAUGAGAGAGAUCUGUCUGUUUCAAUGUGUGUGACAGAGGAGUUUGGUGUUUUCCAUUGCCAAACACGUACCAGAUGAACAUCCCUGUGUCAACAGUGAGUCAGAGCAAAGCUAAGUUGCAGGUAAAGUGUCUGUGUGUGCUUAUGUUCCUGAGUUUCCCUCUGUCAAUGGCAGAGGUACCCGGUCCAUGCAGACACUCAAUCACUAGAGAACACCUGCUGAUAGUCAGGCAACUGAUGGACAACCAGUUGAGAAGUGGGUGUUCAAUAACCUACACAUUCAUAGAACAGAGAACUUUGAGCAAAUGUUGCUUCGUGAAAGCUGCUUUACCAUGGACACUGGAGCUGCUAACCACCCAUUUCAAGUACGGUCGGGGCUCAAUAAAUGAUGGCUUCGUUCAGUCCCUGAGGGCACUUAUCCUCAACAUGUAUUCGCAGAGAUGCGUGCCUCAGAUUAAUGAAGAGGUGGAGGAUAAGCCAGAGAGUUUUGAGGUGGUCUACCGAGGGUCUACGUUGGAAGCUUUGCAGAGAGUCUCAGAGGUGUUGUCUGUUUACUGGGAACUGGUGACAACCAGUGACUCACCGGUUGACUGGAGAUGCCAGCAGGAAUACUCAGAAAGCUUUGGCUCCUCGACAGAGCUACCGAGAGGGUCAACCGCUCAAUAUUUUACAGACAGUUAUGACUGGAACUCGGCGAAGGCUUCGCAGAUAAAACCAGUCAGGGAUGUGUACAAGUUUGGCUUCAUCAUUGCAUCCAUCAGCGGGGGACUGGUACUCAUUCUUACGCUCUACUGUCUCAUCGUCCACAAGAAAAUUUUCUGCCAUCAUGGAUCAAGAUUAGACACAAACUUAAACAUCGACCAACAGGAUAUAGAGAUAGAACCACAGUGAUACAUGGAAGAGCCCACCACUGCAUCAGCAAUCACAGUACCUGGGAAGUUGUACAUUUUGUCCAAUCCAAGUUUUUAUGUUCCUAUAUGUGCGACGUAUUCAGCUUACAAGUUUAAUCAGAAGCUUAGAUUUGACCAAAAACAAAAAUGGAUGGGUUUCUUCUUUUUUUUUUUGGAGCUGUGUAUAUUGAGCAUUAUGUAUUGCAGGUGUCUUUUUCAGGUUAACUAAUUUCUUUUGUUCUGUUUUUACUGUGGCAUUUUUUCCAUCUCUAUUUGUGUCCAAUUAACCAAGUGUUUGUGAUAAGUUAUUUAUUUCCAUAAGUCUACUCAAUCACUGUAAUAAUAAUAAUAAUAAUAAUAAUAAUAAUAAUAAUAAUAAUAAUAAUAAUAAUAAUAAUAAUAAUAAUAAUAAUAAUAAUAAUAACAAUAAACAUAACUAUCAGUAAUAGACUUAAUUGAUUCACCCCGUGCUGUGAGCUAGCCAGUGGCCAAAAAGUGGGUAUGCACGAUGUGGGGAAUUUUAUUCUAGGCAGCAUUUUGUGUACUUAAGAGCUGUUGUGUAUGAAAUGAUCAAUAACAGAGGAACAGCAAUGAUUAGGCGCCCUUCCCCUCCUGCCAGCCUCUCUCCCCUCCCAAGGUAUCUUGGGCACCAUACCUUCAAGAACGCGCUGAGGCACGUUUUUUUCUUUUAUAUUUUUGAAUUGUAGUGAUGCACUCGACAGCAAGGAAGUAAAGAUGGGGCAGCAGAACAAAAUUCCAGGGCAUAAAACAGAAAACGGAAUAGGGGGAGGGAUAAAGAUGUUGGA
Messenger RNA from Gambusia affinis (western mosquitofish), 1783 nucleotides. It is a transcript of the gene csf1b, whose product is annotated as colony stimulating factor 1b (macrophage). Lineage: Eukaryota; Metazoa; Chordata; Actinopteri; Cyprinodontiformes; Poeciliidae. The transcript is spliced from 9 exons. Gene Ontology annotation, molecular function: cytokine activity; growth factor activity. The record is from RefSeq and is a predicted model, not a curated record. Gene Ontology annotation, cellular component: membrane. Bases 163 to 978 code for a protein of 271 amino acids.